This is a messenger RNA of Aspergillus thermomutatus, 1839 nucleotides long. RefSeq names its product glycoside hydrolase family 47 protein. Gene Ontology annotation, cellular component: Golgi membrane; endoplasmic reticulum. The transcript has a single exon. The record is from RefSeq and is a predicted model, not a curated record. Gene Ontology annotation, biological process: N-glycan processing; carbohydrate metabolic process. Bases 1 to 1839 code for a protein of 612 amino acids. Lineage: Eukaryota; Fungi; Ascomycota; Eurotiomycetes; Eurotiales; Aspergillaceae. Gene Ontology annotation, molecular function: calcium ion binding; mannosyl-oligosaccharide 1,2-alpha-mannosidase activity.
AUGAACAUCAAGCGACGUCACUCAUUCAUCGUGUCAGUCACUGCUGUCAGCCUCGUCUGUCUGUACUUUUACUUCUCUAGCAGUUCUUGGUCGAUUCCGACAGAAGUCAAAGGCCAAGUGACUUCUCAGAAGGAACCUGGUCCAUCUCCGGACCAAAAUAUUGUCUCCGAUGAAAGCAGACAGAAAGCACCUGUCACAAAGCCUACUUUAUUGUGGACGCGUCGUCCGACUAGAUAUCCGGUCCUAUCAAUGACACCGCUGCCCAUAGAAAAGCCACGGAAAUUGCCAAAAGUGCAGGCAGACUUUCCCGCGGAGACAGAUCCUCAAAAGGCGCAAGUUCGUACGCAACGUGAAAAGGCCGUGAAAGACGCCUUCACCCGAUGCUGGACUGCCUACAAGUCUCGCGCAUGGUUGGCCGACGAGGUGACGCCUUUUUCUGGAAUAACGCGCAACUGGUUUGGUGGAUGGGGAGCUACCCUCGUCGACAGCCUUGAUACUUUAUGGAUCAUGGGACUCCGCGAGGAAUUCGAGGAAGCCGUGUCGGCGGUCGUGCAGAUCAACUUUGAGACCACGUCCCUCAGCCAGAUUAAUACCUUUGAGACCAAUAUCCGAUACCUGGGCGGUCUGCUGGCGGCCUACGAUUUGAGUCUUGACAAACGCCUGCUAAGCAAAGCCGUCGAGGUCGGCGAAAUGCUCUACGCCGCGUUCGACACGCCUAAUCGCAUGCCCAUUACCCGGUGGGACUUUCGAAGCGCCGCUCGCAGUGAGGAACAGGUAGCGUCUGAGAGCGUGCUGGUAGCAGAGAUCGGAUCUUUCACGCUGGAAUUCACCCGGCUCUCGCAGAUCACCGGCGAUCCGAAGUGGUUUGAUGCUAUCCACCGCGUGAUGUCGAUCUUUUACCGACAGCAGGACCGGACGAAACUGCCGGGGAUGUGGCCUGUGGUCGUUAACGCGCGCGCGGAAGAUUUCACCCAGGACACGACCUAUACGCUGGGCGCUAUGGCGGAUUCAGUCUAUGAGUAUCUCCCUAAAAUGCAUGCGCUCGUCGGUGGCGUUCUCCCGAUGUAUGAAAGCAUGUAUCGCGAUGCUAUGGAUACUGCUAUUCAGUACAAUCUCUUCCGUCCAAUGACCCCUGACGAGGCUGAUAUCCUGCUUGCUGGAGCUGCGCGUAUUGUGAGCGAAGCCGGCCAGCCAAGCCGUGUCACUCUGGAGCCCAAGGGCGAGCAUUUGAUCUGUUUUGCUGGGGGGAUGAUGGCAUUGGGUGGACGACUGAUGCAGAACGACACUCAUAUCGAUCUAGGCCAGAAGCUGACUGAUGGCUGUGUCUGGACGUACAAAGCGCUGCCAUCAGGAAUCAUGCCAGAGGUCUUUCACAUGUCGCCUUGCGCAUCCCAAGCUUCUUGUCCAUGGGAUGAAGCGCAAUGGCAGAGGGAGGUGGUGAGUAGGGUGAAGGAUCCCCAGACUCAAACUGCCACGGACAUCAUCCACGAGCAGCGCCUUCCGAAGGGGUUUACUGCAAUCGCAGACCCGCGGUAUCUCCUGCGGCCGGAGGCUAUCGAGUCCGUCUUUAUAUUGUACCGGAUCACCGGACGAGAGGAUCUGCUCGAUGCGGGCUGGGCGAUGUUCGAGGCGAUUCAGAAAGCUACGGAGACGGACUUUGCCAACGCUGCUUUAUCAGACAUCACCGUUCCCCAGCCCCCUCAGACCGAUUCGAUGGAGAGCUUCUGGAUGGGAGAGACACUGAAGUACUUCUUUCUUCUCUUCAGCAGUCCCGAUCUAAUCAGUUUGGACGAAUAUGUGUUCAACACCGAGGCGCAUCCUUUGAAGAGGGCGAAAUGA